AUGAGAUAUUUAAGUUUUUCUGAGGAUGAAAGACUCAAAAAGUUAGUUAAACAUGAAACUUAUCUUUUAGGAAAGGUUAAUGAGCAAGAAAAAAGAAUUAGCAAAAUUCAGAAAAUCAACGAGGAGAAAGAAAUGGAACUCCUCUUCAACCAACUUAUGGAGGGUAGAAGUAUUAAUGAACUUGAUUCUAGGGAAAUGCGAGGAUUUUUAAAGGUUUCUGCUGCAAAGAUGGAUAAACUUAGUGAAAGAAAAAAGCAAUUCAUUCAACAACAUCAACCUUCUCAACCUCAAAAUUAUCCCUCCAAUUCCAAGCUCGUGAAUGAAAAUGUUAACCCAUCAGCAAGUUCAAUGGAGUACUUGAUCAAUAACCCGUGGUUUUUUGAGUCUAUGGCUACUAACCAAAAUGAUUUUGGCUUAGGGGCUGGAAGCGGUACAGAUCCCACACCAACUGAAGGAGAUGACAUCAAUGCUAAAGAUGAUGGACAUUCCAAAGAUCUUAAUUGA
Lycium ferocissimum is the source of this 504-nucleotide messenger RNA. RefSeq lists its product as uncharacterized. Bases 1 to 504 code for a protein of 167 amino acids. The record is from RefSeq and is a predicted model, not a curated record. Lineage: Eukaryota; Viridiplantae; Streptophyta; Magnoliopsida; Solanales; Solanaceae. The transcript has a single exon.